Molecule: messenger RNA, 3181 nt
Organism: Capsicum annuum
Lineage: Eukaryota; Viridiplantae; Streptophyta; Magnoliopsida; Solanales; Solanaceae
Product: protein RGF1 INDUCIBLE TRANSCRIPTION FACTOR 1
Exons: 4
Coding region: 575-1189 (204 amino acids)
Source: RefSeq, a predicted model, not a curated record
AAGCGCCAAACUCUGUUUUCGUCAGUUUCAUUAUAUUUAUAUUAACGUCUGAUUAAUUUAAAUAUAAAUAAUGUAAAGCUCAUUCAUUCGGAGAAUAUGCUUUCCUCAAGGAUAUUUUAUAUUUAAGAUUUAAUUUGAAAUCUCUAAUUAAGGAACACUAAACUGUGCGGUUAGCCUUUUAAGUGAUGCCUAAGCCCAAGCUCACACAUACCCUCUCUCUUUUUCAUUUUUUUUUCCCAUCAUCCAACGGCUGAAAAUCAAUCUCAGCCACCUCCUCCUUUCUCCACCGUUUGAUCUACUUUCAUUACUUAAAUACCCCUCCACCCCAACCCCAUGUUUUUAUUGUUGAAUUUUAAGUUGCUGUUAGUUUAGGUUAGGCCUUCCUUCUUCCCUUUCCAACCCCGUUUUUCUCUCUCUAAAAUUUCUCUCCCCACCCCGAAUUCUUGAUACUUCAUAUCAUUACAAGAAUCAAUCCAAGAACCUUUUUUUGGUCUAACUUAUUCACAUUGAGUUCUUCAAUUUCUUUGGUUUUUUGGAUAAGGUCUUAUCUAAGCAAGUUGCAAAAAGUCAAAUAAUGACAAUGCUGGUUCCACCGUGGUUAGAGCCUCUAUUGAACACCGAUUUUUUUUCAAUUUGCCGAACUCACGGUGAUGCAGCGCGGAGUGAAUGCAAUAUGUACUGCUUGGACUGUAAUGACAAUGCCUUCUGCUUCUAUUGCCGCUCAUCUAAACAUAAAGACCAUCAAGUCAUUCAGAUAAGGAGAUCAUCAUAUCAUGAUGUGGUAAGAGUUUCAGAGAUUCAAAAGGUAUUGGAUAUAAGUGGAGUACAAACAUAUGUAAUCAACAGUGCAAGAGUUUUGUUUCUAAAUGAAAGGCCACAACCAAAGAGUAGUGGCAAAGCAAGUUCUCAUGUUUGUGAAAUAUGUGGAAGAAGCCUUUUGGACACUUUUCGUUUCUGUUCUCUUGGAUGUAAGCUUGUAGGAAUAAAGAGGAAUGGAGAUGCAAGCUUUAUCUUAGAUGCCAAGAAUGAAGUAAUAGCAUUGCAAAGAGGUGAAGGCAUAUCAUCAAGAGGAGGAAAUCAAUUGCGUGAAGGCUUAGAACAUGACAUAUACCCAACCACCCCUCCUCCACCCCCUUCAAAUGCUAGAAGAAGAAAAGGGAUUCCUCAUAGAGCACCUCUUGGCUCUUAACAAAACAAUAAUUUAUUAACCAAAAAAUAAUACAUUUAAAAAAUUACUUUAUACAGCUCAUUAUUGUAAGGUCACAUACACAAGGAGGGGUUGUAAAGGUUGAUGAAGUUUCUUUUGAGGAUGGUGGGGUCUUUGAAAGGAAGCCAAAAAACAACAAAGAAUUCUCUUGUGGGAGAGAGAAAGAGAACAAUAAUGCACAAUUUGUUAUAUCAGAAAGUUGGAAGAUUAUUGUACAUUGUAAUUAAUUUAAUUAUUAAGAAAUUAAAAAGGUAAAGUGUUUGUUAAAGUUCAUUUUACACUAGUUUCAUUGGCCCACUAACCCACAUGGGCCGUUUAAUAAAGUGCCAACCUUUUUAUUUGUUUUAACUAAAAAUUACAUAAAUUUUUUAUAUAAAUACACAACUUAUGUUUCUAAUAUUAUAAAAAAGCCUCAACUCUCUAAACAUAUUACAAAAAUCACAACAUAUACACAAAAUGUUAUGUAUCUAUUGGCUAUGUUAUGUAUAUUAAUAGAGAGAGAGUAAAGUAAUUAAGAAAGUGGGAUAGAAUGUAAUUCCAAAAGGAUUGAUAUUUAUGUUAUUUAUACUUGUUUUAAUACAUGCAAAUCAACUUUCUUAUCAUUCUACCUAGUUUUGUCUUGUGAACAAUAUUUCUAAAAAUUAUACAAGUACACAAUUUAUGUUUUCAAUAUUAUAAAAAAUUUCAACUCCCUAAACAUAUUACAAAAAAGGUUGAUAUUUAUGUUAUUUAUACAUAAUAUUUUGUAGAAAAAACAUCAUCCACUAAUCACUUUUUAGCUCUGUCGUGAAAAAUAGCUAUUAUCUUAAAGUUUCAAAUUUCACAAGUGAUUUGAUUGCAAAAUCUGAAACUCCAAAACAACAUUCUAUUUUUUUUUUUUUGGAAAUAAACUCGUUUAUUAUCAGUAAUUAUUACAAAGCAGAAAUUAAAAAAAAAAAAAAAAAAAAAAAAAAAUUAACAUCCCCAAUCCUGCUAAACAAAGAUUAAGCUACCUCAGCUAAAAACACCGCCUAUCCUCUACCAAACACAUCAACCAAAACCUAGGAAUAAUAGUUUAAAUUGUCCAAAACCUUGGCUAGUACCCUUUCCCACUCCUCAACAAUGCACCUCCUGUACGAUUCUUCUAAUGAGAAUAUUUGUGCUACGUAUAGUAUAUACCUUGAAAUAUUCUAUCAUUUCUCUCUUACCACACGUUGUAAACUCCAACAGUCAGGAUCAUUCGAAACACUUAUGCCUUCGCCUUUUUGCCUUUGUACUGCAAAAGUAAUUCACUCAAGCUCAGUUCGUCAUUUCCAAGUCGAUCGUCUCACCUGUUGCCAUAGCAAUAAAGCUUGCUACACCUUUUUCAGAGUAGGGAUAGCUGAAGAACAAGUGACUGAUAGACUCCAUAGAUCCAUCAUAUAGCACACACUCAGUUUAAGCCACGCAACCCCACUUAGCCAAUCUUUUCCUUGUAAGCAGUCUACCCCAUACUGUCAAGUAUGAAAUAAACGUCCACCUCGGAGCAGCUGCAUUUUUAUAUAUAUCAUUUUUUGCUAAGCCACCUUUGAGAAUGCACCACGCAUCUGCAGCCGCCGCAUAAAGAUGAAAGCUCUAUUGGUACUUCAAGACUCGUCAUCAAAUCUACACAGGGACAUUUGUAGACACCUAAAAUUUAUGGGACCCUUCAAGAAGAAUCCAAAUUCUGUUAGAGUUCUAAGAGGCUACUUUACCCUAAAUCCCGCCUAUUUAAAGGGUAACAUAUUCCCUGAAAGAGACAUCUUGAAUAUCCCAUAAGCUGAUGGGUAUUCAUAAAAAGAUCGGAUCUCCAAUAUCUCACAAAAAAUCAUGGAAUAUUCAUAAAAAGAUCAUCCUAUAUUCGAGAAUAAGCCACUAACGGCCCUCAAAUUACGGAAAAAAUCAAGAGAGAAGAAUCAAGGGAGGAAUAGAUUUGUAACCACAAUCGUUUAUCAAUACAAAUUUCUUAUUUCUUCA